AUGAGCGAGGAUGGUAACGGCGCGGGCACGGCGCCGCCGCCUCGGUCGGUCGACGAUUUUGCUGAUGCACAAGUUGGCGCGCCGGUGGCCGUUAACCGCGUGGCAAUUCGAUUGCCGCCAUUUUGGCCGGACGACCCCGAAGUCUGGUUUGGACAAGCAGAGGCGCAGUUUCACGUGUCAGGUAUUAAGGACGACGCCACGAAAUUUUAUUGCGUCGUUGCACAACUCGAUCACAGGUAUGCCAAAGAGAUUAAAGGUAUUAUUAAGAAUCCCCCAGCUACUGAUAAGUACCCAAAGUUAAAGGCUGAAUUAACUAAGUACCUGUGUGUUUCCCGUCAGCAACAGAUUACCCAGGUGCUGUCUAAUGAGGAACUGGGGGAUCGUAAGCCCUCACAAUUUCUGCACCAUUUACAGCAUUUGGCUGACGGCGGAAUGAACGACGAGUUUAUGAAAAGUAUGUGGAUGAAAAGGCUACCGACGCAUGUUCAACCUAUUUUAAUUUCGCAGGCCUCAGCUAGUUUGGAGGAGCUAGCAGAUCUCGCCGACAGAAUUUGCGAGGCCACGUCACCGUCGCCGCCAUUACACGUUGCGGCCGCGACGUCCGAUUUCGGCGGGUUAUUGAAACGCAUCGACGACCUGACACGUGCACAGUCCGAGAUGACUAAGCAAAUUGCGCAAAUGUCCAUGCAUCAAGGCCGAGGGCGCUCAACAUCUCGUCGAGGAGGCAACGCGAGAUCGAGGAGCAGGGGUCGGAGCCGAAGUAGAACUGCAGGUACGUGCUGGUAUCAUUCUAUUUUUGGUGAAAAAGCGAAGAAAUGCACUACCCCCUGCAACUACUCGUCGGGAAAUGCAAACGGCUGUCAGUAA
Cydia pomonella (codling moth) is the source of this 867-nucleotide messenger RNA. RefSeq lists its product as uncharacterized. Bases 1 to 867 code for a protein of 288 amino acids. NCBI's taxonomy places the organism in Eukaryota, Metazoa, Arthropoda, Insecta, Lepidoptera, Tortricidae. The record is from RefSeq and is a predicted model, not a curated record. The transcript has a single exon.